UCCGGUGGCCAGCUUAUCGCAGCCAGCUUUGGACUCCGGUUUCAGCUCCGGAGUACUACCACCAUCGCUGCUGCUGAAAUGGUUUUAUGAUAGCCAGGCAGCACCUCCUCCGGUCGCCGUGAAAGCUGCCCUCCCUUUCGGCUUGCUGGACCCCAUAGAGGCGCCGAGGAAAUUAGUUUAAUGUCGGGUUUUUAGGGAGUUUUCGUGCCUUUCUGUCCCCCUGAAGUGAACCGUUGACUUGUCACCAUGAGAAGUCGAAGCAACUCGGGCGUUAAACUGGACAACUAUGCCCGGAUAGUGCAGCAGACUAUCAUGCGGCACCAAGAUCCAGUCACAGGCCUUCUCCCAGGAAGCCCAGAUCACCCUGAUGCCUGGGUUCGAGACAACGUUUACAGCAUUGUGUCUGUGUGGGCACUCAGUCUGGCCUACAGGAAGAACGCCGACAGGGAUGAGGACAAGGCCAAGGCCUAUGAGCCUGGAGCAGAGUGUGGUGAAGCUCAUGAGAGGUGUCCUCCAGUGCAUAAUGAGGCAGCUGGAUAAGGUGGAGAAGUUUAAAUACAGCCGAAGUACCUCAGACUCGCUCCACGCCAAGUACAACACCAAGACCUGCGCUACUGUUGUAGGAGACGACCAGUGGGGUCACCUGCAGGUCGACGCCACCUCACUCUUCCUGCUCUUCCUCGCUCAGAUGACUGCU
Archocentrus centrarchus (flier cichlid) is the source of this 697-nucleotide messenger RNA. Its product is annotated as phosphorylase b kinase regulatory subunit alpha, skeletal muscle isoform-like. The record is from RefSeq and is a predicted model, not a curated record. The transcript is spliced from 4 exons. Bases 247 to 540 code for a protein of 97 amino acids. Gene Ontology annotation, biological process: glycogen metabolic process. Gene Ontology annotation, molecular function: calmodulin binding. Gene Ontology annotation, cellular component: phosphorylase kinase complex. Lineage: Eukaryota; Metazoa; Chordata; Actinopteri; Cichliformes; Cichlidae.